UAGUUUAGGUUAUGUUUUUGUUUGGUUACAUGUUAUGAAGUUAUAACCUCAAAGAGCUAAUUGUCGAGCUUCAUUUAGAUUCUUAUAAUAGUUCAGUGUUAAUACACAGUUUUUGUAGCUAUACGAAUAAAAAUAUUGUGAUUUUAAUGUCAGACAUGAAUUCAUCAGAGGAAGACAUACCUUCAUUAAUUCCUGCUCAAUAUAAACCUGUGCCAGUAACAAUAAUUACAGGUUAUUUGGGUGCAGGAAAAACAACACUCCUUAAUUACAUUUUGAAAGAGCAACACAAUAAAAGGAUAGCAGUGAUAUUAAAUGAAUUUGGAGAAGGAAGUGCUUUGGAAAAAAGUGUUUCAAUUGGACAAGAGGGUGAACUCUAUGAAGAAUGGCUUGAGCUGCGAAAUGGGUGCCUUUGCUGUUCUGUGAAGGAUAAUGGAAUUAAGGCAAUUGAGAAUCUGAUGGCCAAAAGAGGAAAGUUUGACUACAUUCUUCUAGAAACAACAGGCCUCGCUGAUCCAGGUCCCAUUGCUACAAUGUUUUGGCUGGAUGAAGAUUUGGGAAGUGACAUUUAUCUGGAUGGGAUAAUAACUGUCAUAGACUGCAAACAUGGGCUCUCACAACUCAAGGAGAAGACUGAGGCAGAAAAUGAUGUAAAAAUCAAUGCAGCCAUCAGACAAGUGGCUUUAGCUGACCUGAUAAUUCUGAACAAGUGUGACUUGGUCGCCAGCGAGCAGAAAGACGUGUUGACUGCGGCUAUCAGGAGUAUCAAUGGAUCCUCCCGCCUGCUCGAGACUACCCAUUGCAGUGUACCUUUGGACGACAUCCUGGACCUCAGAGCGUACUCGGGAGUCUGUCAAGACAGGCUGUCAGCCAUCGUGAACGAAGUGAAAACCCGAGGGGAUUCGUCGCAUUUGGACAAGGAUGUUGGAACUGUGACGCUCGAGCUGGACUUGAAAAUAAGCAGGAAGUCUCUGGAAUUAUUCCUUCAGCGAAUCCUGUGGGAGAACUUAGCCAAAGACAGAGAAGGAAACACGAUGCAGAUUAUCAGAUUCAAGGCGUUGUGCAGUUUGGCGGGGGAAGAUCUGCCACUGUUGGUACAAGCUGUGUAUGACACCUAUGACUGUCAGUCUGUCCCUAGCUCCGAGGAUACCAAUGGCAACGUAUCCAGACUUAUAUUUAUCGGUACGCACCUGGACAAGAGCUGCCUGCACAGUCUCCUCCUGCAAUGCAUCAAGGACAGUGGAGAUGGCAGCGAAUAAACCGAACAAUUUUAACAUGUGAAUAAAAAUAAUGAAUUUAAA
This is a messenger RNA of Homalodisca vitripennis (glassy-winged sharpshooter), 1298 nucleotides long. RefSeq names its product COBW domain-containing protein 1-like. Gene Ontology annotation, cellular component: cytoplasm. The coding region runs from base 147 to 1256 and encodes 369 amino acids. The record is from RefSeq and is a predicted model, not a curated record. The transcript is spliced from 13 exons. Lineage: Eukaryota; Metazoa; Arthropoda; Insecta; Hemiptera; Cicadellidae.